CCUGCAGUCGGGCACAGCUGCAGGCGGCAGCUCAGCUGCUAGAGGCGGCGGAGGCGGGGGCGGCGGAGGCGAUGGAGAUGUCGCAGCAGCCGCCGCCGCAGCAGCAGCAGGUGCCCAUGUCGCAGGACCCCAUGGAGUUGUCGCAGCAGCCGCAGCCCAUGAGCCAGUCCACCAGCGUGGCGGCCGACGGGGGCGGCGGGAACGGAGGAGACGACAUGCUGCCCUCGUCCCAGCCGCCCUCAUCGCAGCAACCAGCGACCAUGCUGCUUCCAGAGUACGCCUCCUGGCCCGUGUUGAGGUUGCAAACGCUGGACGGGCCGAAAACCGCAUUCGUGGCGCCAUCCAUGGUCGACAAGGUUGUGCGCGAGCACGGACUGGCCGCUGCGGCACCCAAGCGGCGCGGCGCCACCACCACCAGUAGCAGCGGCGGCAGCGGCGGCGGCGCCGUCGAGUCUGGCGGCGCAAGCGGCGGCGGCGGGGACGACGAAGCCCGGUCGGCAGCACGGGGCAAGCAGGCGCGGGAGGGCGCGGGUGGCUGGGGCAGGCGGGGCUGCGGUUCCUCGGGUUAGAUGCGUGCACGGCGGAGGGCUUAGCAUGUGCAGGUGCCAUUGAGUGUGGAUGUGGGUCAGUGUUUGCGGAGAUGAGCUGACAUCGAUGCCGGUGAUUGGUAGCGGAAUGGGUGUACAGACAUGGCAGCAGCAUGGGCCUUACGAGGUGUCAGGAGACGUAUGAAGAUGAGGAGAUGGAGCCCGUAGUCUGGCACUGCUCUGGUCAAAGGGUAUUGCAACGAUGCAGACCUUCGUAUUUGAGGGAAGGCAGUUUGAGAAGGGAGCUCCGCCGUUAGCUAGCAAGGGUAGCAACAGACCACGUAUGUACGAGGCGCCGUACAGGAGAUUCCUGACGCUUGCCGUUGUGCUGCUUAUGUCGUAAUGAAGGAGCCAACAACCGCAUAAGCAAGAACGUCGUCAUGUGAUGAGAACUAAGAUCCGAACGCUGGGUCAACCAUGUGGGAAGUAUCCGUCGGAGUCCCCUUGGCCGCCGCAG
Astrephomene gubernaculifera is the source of this 1044-nucleotide messenger RNA. The record is from the annotation of a GenBank genome assembly. Lineage: Eukaryota; Viridiplantae; Chlorophyta; Chlorophyceae; Chlamydomonadales; Astrephomenaceae.